AUGCCACCAACACCAUCCCAUCCCCCACCCCACGACUCCUACCACAACUACUCCUCAACCCUCUCCGCCUUCUACGCCCACAACCCCUCGCCUUCCAGUCCCACUCCAACCGAUUCCCUCUUCUCCCUCCCAACAAUCCACCACAAACUCCAAGAAAGAUUCUUCCAACACCUCGACACCGCCAUCCUCUCCCGUCUCCAUUUCCUGGUAGAGCAGCAAUCAUCAUCACAUCGAACCUUCCCCCUCCCACCAAUUUUCGGAAUUUUUCAAAAGGAGAUCAAGAUCCGGUGUGAUUUACAACAAGCGCGACGAGGGAGACAGGAUUCCGAGCAGGAGGAUGAUGUGGAGUUGAGAAAAACUUCGUUUGCGAUUCGGCACGUCGAAAAAUUUGUGGGCGGCAUUUGGUAUCCUGAUGACGAAGAAGGGGAGGAGGAAAAGAAGGUGGGGAAUGAUGCGCUUACGCUGGCGAGUGGGGAGAGGAUUUUUCAUUUUUAUGGUUGGGUCAAGAGGUUUUGGACGGAAGAGGGGGAUCAAAGUGGGGUUCAGAAGGAAGAGUUGUGGGGGCGUUGGAUGAGGGAGGAGAGGGUGGGGAGGGAGUGGCUUGAGAUGGUGAUGGAGGGGGAGGGGGAUAUGAGAAACGAUGGUGGGGAGGAGGAGGAUAUAGAGGAUGAGGAGGAUGAGGAGGAGGAGGAGGAAACUCAGGAUAUUGGAUUGAGUUUUCGGGAAUGCGUCGAGACUUUUUUGUUGAAUUGGGAUGGUAAUAGGGGGGGGGGGAGGAUGAUAAUGAUGAUGAUAACGGGGAGGACCUGGGAAAUGAUAAUGGGAGGAUGA
Pseudocercospora fijiensis CIRAD86 is the source of this 831-nucleotide messenger RNA. RefSeq lists its product as uncharacterized. The record is from RefSeq and is a predicted model, not a curated record. The transcript is spliced from 3 exons. NCBI's taxonomy places the organism in Eukaryota, Fungi, Ascomycota, Dothideomycetes, Mycosphaerellales, Mycosphaerellaceae. The coding region runs from base 1 to 831 and encodes 276 amino acids.